AUGAGACACGAAGGUCUUACAAAGGCGCAGAGCUCCCUCCUUUCCCAGGCCCGUAUCGGGGAUAUAGGCCUCCGGGACUACCUGUUCAGGGUGAAAAGUCCCGGAGGUCCGGUACCCCCUAUUGCGAGUGCGGGAGAGGCAGGGAGACGGUGGAGCACUUGGUGGUUUGGUGCCCCGACCCGCCGUUACAAAGGCCGUGGGACGGCAGAGAGAUUCGGUCACAUCGGGACCUACAAACCCGUAUUACGGGGAAGUUUCGGCCCAAAACUCUCAAAACCAGCGUUGAUCGAAAGCUCUCGCGAAGCCCUAUCCAACCACGCCACGUGCACCGACACGCAACCUGCAGCGCGGCCGCAGUGGGCGUGGAAAGAAUGA
Chaetomium globosum CBS 148.51 is the source of this 375-nucleotide messenger RNA. RefSeq lists its product as uncharacterized. Lineage: Eukaryota; Fungi; Ascomycota; Sordariomycetes; Sordariales; Chaetomiaceae. The coding region runs from base 1 to 375 and encodes 124 amino acids. The transcript is spliced from 2 exons. The record is from RefSeq and is a predicted model, not a curated record.